AGCAGAAGAGGGUUUAAAGUUGUUUGUUUCCGGUUCCGGUGUCAAAAAUUCCCUUCACAAACAGGGCGAAAUGUUGACCCGAGUGUCGCGGUUCGGGCCCGCUUUGCCCCGGUUACUCUCUAAACCACCGGUCCGGUUCGUCUCCCAGUCGAAGCCGACUAGCGCCGCUGGUUCGGCCGCUGUGACGGAGCUGUAUCCCGCCGCGGAGCAGGCUGGACACGGGGAGGUCAGCCAUUAUGUCAAGAAUCCAGAUUACCAUGGCUUCUCCAGUGACCCCGUGGUGGACCAGUGGAACAUGAGGGUGGGCUUCUUCUUUGGCAUCUCGGUGGCUCUUGUUAUUGGAGGAACAUUCAUCCACUAUUUACCAGAUCACGGUAUGCGACAGUGGGCCAGAAGGGAGGCGGAGCGUGUGAUCCAGCAGAGAGAGAAGGAGGGACUUCCUGUCAUAGGCGAGAACUACUACGACCCAGACAAGAUCGUCCUGACCCCAGCUGGAGAGGAGUAGGACGUCCAACAUCCACCUGAUGCAUUUCAGGAGUAUUAUAUUUCACUAUGACAGAAUAAAUGAUGUAUUUGUUGAAUUGUA
Molecule: messenger RNA, 586 nt
Organism: Perca flavescens (yellow perch)
Lineage: Eukaryota; Metazoa; Chordata; Actinopteri; Perciformes; Percidae
Gene: ndufb11
Product: NADH:ubiquinone oxidoreductase subunit B11
Exons: 3
Coding region: 71-505 (144 amino acids)
Cellular component (GO): respiratory chain complex I
Source: RefSeq, a predicted model, not a curated record